Cydia pomonella (codling moth) is the source of this 6195-nucleotide messenger RNA. It is a transcript of the gene Pde11, whose product is annotated as dual 3',5'-cyclic-AMP and -GMP phosphodiesterase 11-like. Gene Ontology annotation, molecular function: 3',5'-cyclic-AMP phosphodiesterase activity; 3',5'-cyclic-GMP phosphodiesterase activity; protein binding. Bases 629 to 3559 code for a protein of 976 amino acids. Gene Ontology annotation, biological process: signal transduction. The transcript has 20 exons. The record is from RefSeq and is a predicted model, not a curated record. Lineage: Eukaryota; Metazoa; Arthropoda; Insecta; Lepidoptera; Tortricidae.
UGUGUGAGGGUUUUGAGCGCGUGUGCUGUGGAUGUGUAAAUGCGCGAGUGUGUGGGUGUUCCUGAGCGGCGCGGAGUGCGGUUAGACGGCGGCGCCAGUUGACUCCCAAGCGCCGCGUAGCCACUACGCCUAGCCGCGUUUCGUCCGCACCGCGAUCCCAAUAACUUUGUGCACUGGAAACUUUUCAAAGCAAUUUUCGCGUGUUAUCGAAGUUCGCUUCGCGUUAUCCUCGCGAAUUACGUGUAUCGUGCUGCGGGCGUGUUUGCUGAGCGUUUGAACACGCACUUUCGCACGUGUAACCGUAUCGGUCGAUCUAUUUUUGAAUAUUCUCUAAACGCUACACCGCGAAGUUUUCGAAACGCCCGUACCGGGUUAACGCCCGCUGCACAGUGCAGUCGCAACGGCAGUGUUUUUGUUGACGGAUAACAUUUUGUGUUGUUAACCUCCGUUCAAUCUGAGAGACGUUAUCUUGGUGCGCGCGCCUGUAGUCAGUCGGUCGUGUGAUGACUUCGGAUGACCUUGUUAGUGGUUUGUCUUUGUGAGUGUCAGUGAGGGGCAGUGGUGUUUGUGCUGUAACCGGUAGUGCCAGUGAUGUGACAGUUUAUGGAAGUGUCAGGGUUGACUCGGAAUGUUCACAAAGAACGGCAAGGCUCCCGAGCGGUGCCGACACCCUCAUAGGAGCUACAAGAAGAAAAAGCCUCUGCCGCAUACACCCUGGAAGUACUUGAUGAAUUGCCCACUCGUUAGGAAAUGUUUUGGUCUACAGUUGCGCAGCAUAGAGGAGCCAGCAGGUGGCGCGGGCGGCGUUGUGCCCGCGGCCACCUGCUACGAUGCGGAAUGCGCGCGCACUGAGGCCUGGCUGGACGAGAACCAGGAAUUUGUGCAUGAUUACUUCUUAAGGAAAGCGACGCGGCAGGUGGUAGACGCAUGGCUGGUGUCGCACGCGACGCCGCCCAGCGCUGAGCUCGCGUCGCCGUCGCGGGCGGGAUCUGGUGCAACCACGCCUGUCAGAACGCAUUUCUUCGGCAGGAAGAUAUCGGCGCACGAGUUCGAGCGCGGCGGGCUGCUGAAGCCGCUGGUGACGACGGUAGACGGCACGCCGACGUUUCUCGGCGACCAGCCGCAUGCCGCGCCGUCGCGGCCGCAGCGACGCUCGCGACAUGAGCUGAGGCAGCUGGAUGAGAAAGAACUCAUUUUUGAGCUGGUGAAAGACAUCUGCAACGAACUGGAGGUGCGGGUGCUGUGCCACAAGAUCCUGCAGAAUGUGUCGAUACUCCUGGAUGCGGACCGGGGGUCCCUUUUCCUGGUGCAGGGCGAUAAGGCGGCGUCCCCGCAUCCUCAGAAUGGCAGAUGCCUCGUGUCGAAGCUGUUUGACGUGUGCUCCAAGUCCACGCCCGAGCAGAUGGAGCACCUGGAGGAGAUCCGCAUCCCAUGGGGCAGCGGGAUCGUCGGCUACGUCGCGGAGAGCGGCGAGCCCGUCAAUAUACCCGACGCUUACAAAGAUGAACGGUUUAACCACGACAUCGACCAGCAAACAGGGUACAAGACGAGAUCGUUACUAUGCAUGCCUAUCAAGGACAUCAAUGGAGAAGUUAUUGGGGUUGCUCAGGUGAUUAACAAACAGAACGACGGCCCGUUCACAGCGAACGACGAGAAAGUGUUCGCGUCGUACCUCCAAUUCUGCGGCAUCGGGCUGCGGAACGCGCAGCUGUACGAGCGCUCGCAGCUGGAGGUGAAGCGCAACCAGGUGCUGCUCGACUUGGCGCGCAUGGUGUUCGAGGAGCAGAGCACCAUCGAGCACAUGGUGCUAAGGAUACUCACACACACGCAGAGUCUCAUAAGGUGUCAACGAGUACAGGUCCUUCUAGUCCACGAAGCGUCGAAAGGCAGUUUCUCCCGCGUGUUCGACCUGGAGGCGGGCGACGAAACAGAACCGGGCACGCCUAGAACGUCUCCCUACGAGAGUCGCUUCCCCAUCAAUAUAGGGAUCACCGGCUAUGUGGCCACAACGGGAGAGACUGUGAACAUAGCGGACGCGUACCUAGACGCCCGGUUCGACCCGUCGGUGGACGAGGGCACGGGCUUCAAGCACAACACCAUCUUGUGUAUGGCCAUCAAGAACUCCGAGGGCAGGAUCAUCGGAGUCAUUCAGUUAGUAAAUAAAUUCGACGAGCUGCUGUUCACGAAGAAUGAUGAGAACUUCGUGGAGGCGUUCGCGAUAUUUUGCGGGAUGGGCAUCCACAACACGCACAUGUACGAGAAGGCCAUCACGGCCAUGGCCAAGCAGAGCGUUACUCUUGACGUUUUAAGUUACCAUGCAUCCGCUACAUUAGAUGAUGCACAGCGGUUACGAGUAAGUAAUUUAUAUUUCCAGACGCUAAGGAUAGCCUCGUCGGCGCACUUCAGCCUCCACGAGCUGGACUUCGACGACAUCCACAUGAGCGACGACGACACGCUCACCGCUUGCCUGCGGAUGUUUCUGGACCUGGACUUUGUCGAGCGGUUCCAUAUCGACUACAGCGUGCUGUGCCGGUGGCUGCUCAGCGUUAAGAAGAACUAUCGGAAUGUCACUUAUCAUAAUUGGAGACACGCUUUUAACGUCGCGCAGAUGAUGUUCGCUAUUUUAACUGAAACCCAGUGGUGGAAGAUCUUCGGCGAGCUGGAGUGCCUGGCUCUGAUCAUCGGCUGCUUAUGCCACGACCUUGAUCAUCGAGGGACCAAUAACUCUUUCCAGAUCAAGGCAUCGUCACCCCUAGCGCAGCUGUAUUCGACGUCCACCAUGGAACACCACCACUUCGACCAGUGUCUGAUGAUCCUCAACUCUCCCGGCAACCAGAUACUGUCCCAUCUGUCCUCAGACGAUUAUGAGAAGGUCGUCAAGGUACUUGAAGACGCGAUUUUGUCGACAGACCUGGCAGUAUACUUUAGCAAACGCACAUCCUUCAUCGAGCUGGUCGAGCAGGAGCGCGCAGUGACCGCGGAGUGGGGCGAGUGCGAGGCGCGGCGCGGGCUGCUGCGCGCCAUGCUCAUGACGGCCUGCGACCUGGCCGCCAUCACCAAGCCCUGGCCCGUCGAGCGGCGCGUGGCGGCGCUCGUGGCUGGCGAGUUCUUCAGGCAGGGGGAUCUCGAGCGGCAGAACUUGAACUUGACUCCUAUCGAUUUGAUGAAUCGGGAUAAAGAAGAUGAGCUGCCGGCCAUGCAAGUCAAAUUUAUCGACACAAUCUGCUUGCCCAUUUAUGAGGCAUUCGCAGUCCUAUCGCCGAGCCUACAGCCAAUGCUAGACCGAGUCAAAAGCAAUCGAGCGCACUGGAUCGAGCUAUCCAACAACGACAAGAACGACUACAUGGACAAGGAGCCAGAAAGAGACAAGUCUAGCCUCAGCUCCCACGUCGAGGACACCGAUACGUACGAGGGAGACAGCAGCGGCGCUGUCAGUUUAUCUUCAGAGACUAAUUUCAAGUAUGAAAACCUCGAAAACCCAGUCGUAGGGCUGCUAGCAAACAACGCGCUCGCGCUCACAAAUCAGGGUAAAUUCAACAACGUCAAUGACGUCAACUGAGACGCAUUCGAUGUUUGGAAGGCCAAUAGAGAAGCCAAAUCGUCCAAUUAGAUAGUUUAGCGUAAGAUCCGUAUCCCGCACAGCACAAGACUUUCGUAUUUUUAAUUUGGGAGAUUUUACUUUCAACCAGCGAUUUCUGUAAUUUGUUUAAUGUAAAUCGAUGUUCCUAUUGGUCUGACUGGGAGGUAUAUUUCACAUGGCGGGCGUAGUAACAGAUGUGUGAUAUUUAUGUAGUAAAUAGUUGAUAUAGUCAAAUGAAUUUCCCAUAACGCAUGGCGUUUAAUAAGUAACUUGUCACCUGUCGCUGCACUAUUUUUGUACACUUCAUUUACUAACAUUUUUAAUAAAAAAGUAAUAUACUUCGAAGUCUGUAACUAUGUAUUAAAUUUUACCCGUUAGAAAGGAUAACGAAAUAACUUCUAUUUCAAUGUAUUUAUGAUGAUAAAACUUCUAAAGGGAAGGUUUAUCGUAAGAUACGAAUGUAUGAAAUUUUCAGUGCCCAAUGAGUUUUUAGUCGAAAAUAUAACUAAAUGACAUUUAAUUGUUUACUAGAUUUUAAGUAUCGUAACGUGUCAAACAUAAAUGACCAAGAAACCAAAAAGUCUUAUUGUACUAAAUUAUUAUUAUUGUUUUUGAAUUCACUCCGUAAGCUUUGAGUAUUACGAAUGAAUUUCGGUACUGUUGUUUUAAAAUUUAGUUUAGAUGGAGCAUAUCGAACGAUAGAUUGUUUAAAAAUGUAAAUUAACUACUAGCACAAUGUAAAUAAUAAUCAAGAAUGUUACUAACAAAAUAAUCUUCACUGAGUACUUAUUUUCGCUUGGGCAUUUUUUGCCAAAAUCGUUAAAUGUUAAAGUGCCGAAAUGGCGUCUGGGUCAUAUAUAUCCAUGAUAUACAUAUCUAUAAGUCUGGAUCCUAUUAGGCUUGACACGAUGAAUUUCUUAAUUUGGUUUAGUAAAGCCCUCGUCGUGAAAAUGCUAAUAGAAAUGACAUACCCCACACGACUUGACAUUUGACGACUUUUGACACAAAACGCCGCAGCGCUUAUUUUAUAUUCGAGUCUUAAUGGGACCGGGAAAACUUUGUCUAUCUUGUCCUUAAGGAACAGUGGCCUCGCAAGUUUAGUUACAGGACAUCCUCAAGGAGUUGUAUUUCCAGUUGAAUCCAGUGUUGGUAACGACUCGCGCCCUUCGAGUCCACCCUUUAUUUUUUUAUAAGUUCUUAUGUUUUUAAUACCAUAUAACUCUUGUGAGACUAGAGUCCUUUUUAAAGCUUUUUUUUUCGUGUUCUUCUUCAUGGUCUUUUGUAACGUUGUCUUUCAAUAACUAUGGUUUUCUUUCUUUGAUAUAACGACAGGGUUCUUAAUAGGCUGACUUGACUACUAAGAAGAGUCGAAAAACUUCAACCCUAUAGCGGGCAUAAGUGUGUCAGAAAUUAUGAAAAAUUGAACCCUAUAUAUUUGCAAUAAUGUUCAUAAUCACAGUAAGAAAUAUUCGUAUAUGUAUUUCUUCCUAUCGCUCGACGCAGAAGCAGCAGAGAGGCAAAUAGACGAAACAUUAAUUCAAUAUUUGCGGUAGCUCCCCUGUGACCGAGUUGAGCUUUAAAUUUAGACUCGUGAGAGUCGAGUCAUUACCAACUCUAAUAGAAUCCGCAUGUUUUCUUAUUACCUCAUUAAAUCGUUAAAAGUUGUUAGACAGUUACGGUACCCGAUAAUCCAUUCCAAUCUUUGUACCUACCUUAAACCACUCGUGUAUGGCCGAUCAAGUAAACGAUAUAAGACCUAAUAUUAAGGCCCUUCGUCCCGAGGACAGAUUUAUCGUGAAAGUGGCCCAUAGUAAAUUAAAAUCGUCAAUUAACGUAAAGUUAAUACAAGUUAGAAUGUAUUUAGCACUUUUUCUGUAAAUUUAUUUCGUGCUUUGUCCAAAUAAAUUAAUGAUUGUCAUUGUAAUUCCUGAUAAAUCUUAUAAUCAAAAUGGUUUUCGAGUUAUAUGAAAACUUUAAUGUACUUACUCAUUCCAUGUCAAAAUAGUAAUUAUUGAAGUUUAAUCUGGCUUAUUUCCUAUAAACAAGACAAGACUUUGACCAAUUUGUUCCGUAAAGGAAAAUAUGCAAAGAUAAUAUUUUCUAUUUGGAAUAUCUCUCUAUAAGCAUUAGGCAGUGUUAUGUAUUAAACACUCAAUUCCUUGUAAUUUAAUAUAACAUCUGAAUAAUAUACGCAGAUAUUUGUGUAUUUGUUGGACCAUAUUUGUCCGUUCGGGUGUGUUCGGCCCUUGGAAUGCAUGCGAUUCAACAUCUUUAUCUUAUUAGAUAAUGCAUCGUGUGGGCGGUGCGUUAUAUUGUGUGGUCAUAUUUUGAUGGUAAAAGUAAGGUUUGCUUAGGGUUGGACAUUUCAUGACCGAAGGUGAUUAAUACAUAACCAACGCCCUAAAUAUUUUACAUGAAGAAAAUCUCAAAUUAAUUGUGGUAAUAAACUAUGUACAACUAUAAUAUUAAGAUUGCUGUAAGUAUUAUUAGAAGUAAAUAGACAAUUAAUAAUUGUAAUUCACUAAAUGAAGAGUUGUAUGGUGUGUGAAUAUGGAGGUUGUUUUGUUCCAAACAAAAAUGUUAUUUAUUUAUGAUUAAACGAAAUUUUAAAUACU